Messenger RNA from Scomber scombrus (Atlantic mackerel), 5450 nucleotides. It is a transcript of the gene tecpr1a, whose product is annotated as tectonin beta-propeller repeat containing 1a. Gene Ontology annotation, cellular component: membrane. NCBI's taxonomy places the organism in Eukaryota, Metazoa, Chordata, Actinopteri, Scombriformes, Scombridae. The record is from RefSeq and is a predicted model, not a curated record. The transcript has 25 exons. Bases 158 to 3802 code for a protein of 1214 amino acids.
UGGAUAUAUGAUGUUACAUGUCAGAGGCUUUCCUGACACAUAAUGCUUUAAACAGCUCUAACAUUUAUAUACACCUCGCUGAAUGAGACGCACCGACUUUCCCGCCGGGCGCCGGUAGACGGUUUAUGAGAGGAAGCUCAAGGUUCCAGGUGCAGCCAUGCCCGUCUCCCGGCUGUGGGCCGUGGAUGUGUACGGCCGGGUCUACAGCCUGUCCACGGCGGGGCAGCAGUGGGAGCUAUGCCACGACACCCAGAUGGAGUUCAAGCGGGUGACGGCGGCUCAGCAGUGCUGCUGGGGCAUCGCCUGCGACAACAAGAUCUACCUGAACGUCCACGCUUCUGACCUGCCCGUCCGCUACCAGGAGGAGACCUACGAGAAUCAAAGAUGGAAUCCUGUGGAUGGUUUCUCUGAGCGUUUGUUGCCAAGCGACCGCUGGCAGUGGAGUGAUGUCACGGGUCUGCAACACCAACCUCUGGACAGCUUCCAGCUCCCCUCCGGCAGCUGGGAGUGGGAGGGCGACUGGUACGUGGACGAAAACUUUGAGGGGGAACCCACAGAGAAAGCGCAGGGUUGGAGCUAUGCCAUUGACUUCCCUGCCACCUACACCAAAGAUAAAAAGUGGAACUCCUGUGUCCGUCGAAGGCGAUGGCUCCGCUACAGGAGGUACAAAGCCAUGGACACUUGGGCUAAGAUCCCCUCACAGCAGACAUCUCUACCAGAUCCCUUCAGCGACAUCAGCUGUGGAGGGUGGGAGAUCAAUGAGGAGCCCAGGGGCCGGCUGUCUCUGUGGGCUGUGUCCCUGCAGGGCAAGGUGUGGUUCAGAGAGGGCAUUUACCACCACAAUCCUGAGGGCUCAACUUGGGAGGAUGUGCCUCUCCCCGGUGAAGUGGUCCAGAUAAGCUGUGGUCCAGGGGAUCUGAUCUGGGCGGUGCUGUGGGAAGGGCAGUUCAUUGUCAGGGAGGGCAUCAACCGAGACUGCCCCCGAGGUACCUCCUGGGCAGUGGUGGACUCCCCCAGUCCUGAUGUAGGAGCCACACAUGUAGCUGUGGGAGACAACGUUGUUUGGGCUGUGACCAAGGACAACAAAGUGUGGUUCAGGCGUGGCGUGAACUCCCACAACCCCUGUGGCUCCGGCUGGAUCAGCAUGAUUGGAGAAAUGAUCAUGGUCAACGUAGGACUCAACGACCAGGUGUGGGGCAUCAGCUCUGAGGACCGGGCGGUGUACUUUCGACAGGGUGUGACUUCCAGCGAACUGAGUGGGAAAACCUGGAAGGCCAUCAGCGUUCCCAGAGAUGGAGACAGAUCCCAUUCCAGUGCCAGCACCAACAGUCUGCAAAGUGCUGGAUGUUACUUCUGCGGUGAGGUGCGUGGUCAGUCUGCAGUGAGCGAUGUGGAGUCAGACACAGAAAAAGGAUCUACCGAUGAAGCCAGCUGCUUAGCUUCCUCCGUCGCCCCUGAGUCGGUGGUUGAUGCUCCCACAGACCCCUCCGGCCAGCCUGCUGACACCCCUAAACCACGCAUACCUAAGGUCACCAGCGACAGCUUCAUCUCUGAGCUCGUCUCUGACCGAGAACCAGGAAAGCCCACUAGAGUGAUGGGACCAGCUUCUCCUGCUGUCCUGGAGGAGGAGGUCAUCUCCGGAGAAGUAGAGGACAAAGCUCCAUGUGUUGAUGUCGUUCUUUCACCGAGCCAAUCUGGAGGGCCUCUUGACCCCCAGUGGAGUAACGUAGACCUGGAGGAGGCGCAGAACCAGCAUGCCCAAAUUGCAGCGGUGUUGGAUUCCACUGAUACAUGCAGCUUGUCAUCAGUAGCCACAUACACACUCGCCAUGGAGGACCCGUACGGGGCAGAUGAGCACCCUCUGUGGGCGUGGGUCAGCGGAGGAGGCUGCUCUGUGGACAGCCACUCCCAACUCAACUGGUUCAACUGCACCAUGAAUGCUUCAAUGUUAGCCCAGUCGGUCCAGCCCAUGAGUCUGUCUGUCAGUCCAGCCCUGACAGCAGCCUGGAAGAGACAAAUCUUUGAGCAACUCAGUGAAAGAACCAAGAGAGAGAUGGAUAAUUUCAGACAUUAUGAACAAGCCAUAGAACAGUCGGUGUGGGUGAAGAAGGGAACCAUGCAGUGGUGGAGAGACUGGAAGCCUCACAAGUGGGUAGAUGUUCAUUUUGCCCUGGAGCAGUUCUCAGGACCGGAGGGCAACAAGGACGGCAUCCUUUUCAUUUACUACAACUUUUAUGAAGAGAAGAAGUACCUGCAUGCCUUCAUCAAUGAGGUGACCAUCCUGGUUCCUGUGCUAAAUGACUCCAAACACACUUUUGCCAUCUACACGCCUGAGCGCACCAAACAGAGGUGGCCAAUGCGGUUGGCGGCACCCACAGAGCUCGAGAUGCAUGAUUGGCUGGCGUUGCUGAGUGUGUCGUGCUGUGACUCCAGGGGUAUCCAGGGUCCUCCUUCCAAACAGGCAAUCUGGUCCGUGACCUGUAAAGGGGACAUCUUCGUCAGCGAGCCCUCUCCUAACCUGGAGGCCAUGCCCUACCCCACACCCUGCAACCAGAUGUUCUGGCGGCAGGUUGGAGGUCACCUGCGCAGUGUGGAGUGUAACAGCGAUGGGAUAGUGUGGGGGAUCGGUUAUGACCACACUGCCUGGGUCAACACUGGGGGCUAUGGAGGAGGCUUCUUCCAGGGAAUGGCCAGCAGCACCGAUAACAUUUACACACAGACCGAUGUCAAAAGUGUCUGCAUCUAUGAGAACCAGAGGUGGAACCCUGUCACCGGCUACACCAACAGGGGUCUACCUACCGACCGCUACAUGUGGAGUGAUGCAUCAGGACUACAUGAGUGCACAAAAACGAAUAGCAAACCUCCCGCCCCUCAAUGGACAUGGGUGUCUGAAUGGGCAGUUGACUACAGUGUCUCUGGAGGGACGGACCGAGAAGGCUGGCAAUAUGCAGCUGAUUUUCCAGCGUCAUAUCACGGCUAUAAAACGAUGAAGGACUUUGUACGUCGCAGGCGAUGGGCCAGGAAGUGUAAACUGACCACCACAGGACCCUGGCAAGAAAUCCCGCCCAUCCCACUGAGUGACGUGACCAUCCUGCCGUGUGCAGCUCAGAGCAGCGUGGACGUGGUUCCUCUGUGGGGGAUCAGCAAUAAGGGAGAUGUGCUCUGCCGACUGGGAGUCACUGCACUGACACCUGCUGGAUCCUCGUGGCUUCACGUGGGAACUGACCAGCCCUUCAAGUCUAUCUCUAUCGGGGCAGCCAGCCAGGUUUGGGCCAUUGCCAGGGACGGUUCUGCCUUCUACAGGGGAUCUGUCUCUCCGCAGACUCCUGCAGGAGACUGUUGGUACCACAUCCCCUCCCCAACCAAACAGAAGCUGAAGCAGGUGUCUGUGGGGAGGACAUCAGUGUAUACUGUAGAUGAAAAUGGUAACUUGUGGUACCGGCAGGGUUUGACUCCCAGCUACCCUCAGGGCUCCUCCUGGGAACACAUCUCAAAUAAUGUGCGCAAAGUCUCUGUAGGGCCUCUGGACCAGGUGUGGAUCAUAGCAGACAAGGUACAGGGCAGCCACAGCCUGAGCUGUGGGACAGUGUGCCAUCGACUAGGAGUCCAACCCAUGGAACCCAAAGGACAGUCGUGGGACUAUGGCAUUGGGGGUGGAUGGGACCACGUCACAGUGAGAGGGAACUCAAUGGAGCCGCCCCGUGUCCGUCUUCCUUCUCUAACACACCCAUCUGCCUUGGCCCCUCGGAGCCCCCUCCCUGCCAGAAACACAGAGGUCAAUGGAAAUUCUGUGGGAUGUUAGAUACACACAAACACACACAAAGGGGUGAUUACGCUAAGUCAUGACUUGAGUUGAGAAAACACAACAAAGUAACAUAAGUAGUUUACCAAUUGGGGAUGUGCUGCAGCUCUUCAUCAAACACCACCAUCAUCAUCAUCAUCAUCACUGGGGCUGUUUAGGCUUGUACUAUUCCUCCACGCAUUAUUUCUAACUGAUCCAAUGAACAAAGAGCUCUGCUGCAUAAGUGGCCAGUAUAAGAUAAGAUGUUUUUUGAACUGUGAAUCAUGCAAAGCUACUCUGGCAGAGUCCCAGAAUAGAAAUAUAAAGCUGGAAAUGAGCAUUAUAGGUCCCUUUUCAUUAGACAACCUUUAGUUCUCUGACCUGAAUGUUGUUCAUUUGAGCUAGCAUUCAUCUACUCAGUGGAGUAUUUCUGUAUUGCAUUUUUCUUCCAUUGCUGUCUUUCUUUUAUUAAUGUUGUUGAACCCAAUGGUCUUAAUACUCCUGUUCAUCAGGAUGUGAAGUUUCUGUAGGUUUUUGUUGUAUUUGUAUAUAGAGCACUAUACGUAAGGUCAUGGUAAAGGUAGAGGGGUUUAUGGGUGAUUUUUAAAAAUAUAUAUUUUAUGUGUACAAACUAAGAAUUAUAUUUCAAAAAUCCACAUUUUGUUGUAACCUGCUGGCAACAGGUUAACUGUUACAGAGACAUAAGCAAACUGAUAUCUACUGAAGCAUCUAUGUGUCACCCAUAAGUUUCUAAUGCUACAUGUGUAUUUCUUGACUUUUCAAAGCCUACACUGGGGUUUAUUGUGUGCCACAAAUGGUUGGGCAGUGAUGAGAAACCUGUGUGAAAGUGAGUUGGGAUGGGAAGCAACCACUAUGGCAUGGCAUGGAGUGUGAUGGGCUGACACACUUUAAAUCUUAAGUUUUUUUUGUUUGUUUUAAUGGUGCAAGAAGGCACAUUAGAAUGAGUCAAAUUAACAAUUAGAGAGAAGAAAAAGAAGAAGAAAUGUUUUCACUUUGUUAUUUAAUACAGGGAAUUUAGUGGUUUGGUCGGAGCCAGUGUGUAGCAGCAGCUAUAAGAUUAUAAGCCAUGGUGGUUGCCUCCUUCCUCAUACAAACAGUUGACUAAUGUUUUAUGAAGAUUUCGAUGUUCCAAAAAAAACAAAACAAAAUUGGUCAUCCUUAUCAUCCUAAUAUUAUUGAUAUGGUGCAUGUGCAAUGGUCUUAAAUGAGGGAAACUUGGAAAUGUGUGGAUUACUUGUAGAGUCAUGUGGUUGAAUUGUUAAAACUGGACCUUCCUCUUUCUCAGGAGAAUAUUUGCAUUUGCAUGCUGCCUACUUCCUUUGGACUGAUAGUAGUAGAAUGACUGAGCAGUGAGAAAAACUCACAAAAAACACUAUAUUUUUGUUGUAAAUCUGUAAGAUAUUAGUAUUAUACAAGUGUAGUGGUUGUUGCAAUGCUAAUAUAUUAAAAUGAAACAUUGUUUGUACAUUACAAUUAAUUGCAAUGUUUCAUAAAGAAAUGUCCAUAAACCACACACACACACACACACACUGAAUUACAUCUGCUCAGGCAUAAAUGUAUGCUAAAUGGACCUAGAUAUGUAAUAAAGUACUGUCUGAAUAUGAUGCUGUUUGUAUAUGUUGAAAGUGUACAGAGAUCUGUCUGUAUU